AAAAAAAAAGCACGUGUAUUUGUGUUGCGUGGUUGUUCAGUGCUGCUUUUCUGUUGCAGGCAGUUACUGAAAGACCCCCAGGUGUUAUUUGCGGGGUACAAGGUCCCACACCCAUUGGAACACAAAAUUAUCAUCCGAGUCCAGACCACCCCUGAUUACAGCCCCCAGGAAGCUUUCACCAACGCCAUCACGGAUUUGAUCAGUGAGCUCUCCCUCCUGGAAGAGAGGUUCAGGGUUGCUAUUAAAGACAAACAAGAAGGAGUGGAGUAAAAUCACCCCCUUUAGAGUGGACUGUACUUCUGAGCAGAAUGAUGCAUCUGUUAGUUGAAUGCUAUAUUUGAACCUCCAUUCAUGGCAAAUAUCCCCCCCCCCCCUUAUCCCACUUAUGAUGUUUAGUUAAUUUUUGACAGCAGUGGUGAUAUGCUGAGGGGCAGUUUUUUAUAGCAGACUUGCCAAGAGAUUUAUCUCGAUUUGAUGGAUAAGUCAUUAAAACAAUCUCUGCUGUUCUAACUGGAGCCUUAAUGCAAAUAUUUGUACUAGGCUGUUGGUGAGUUUGUUGUGAGUGUACUUCCAGCAUGAGAAGCUGCUGAGUGACAGCAGUAGAUGAAGUCUCUGCUUUUCCUUUUCAAAAAGUCCAGCACUGCCAACUGUACCAGUAUUUUGUUUUAUUAAGUGUCAUUUCUAUAAAACAAAUGCACAAACUGUGAAAACUUACAGUAAAAGAAACCAGAUGUUUA
Molecule: messenger RNA, 737 nt
Organism: Athene cunicularia (burrowing owl)
Lineage: Eukaryota; Metazoa; Chordata; Aves; Strigiformes; Strigidae
Gene: POLR2J
Product: RNA polymerase II subunit J
Exons: 2
Biological process (GO): transcription by RNA polymerase II
Cellular component (GO): RNA polymerase II, core complex
Molecular function (GO): protein dimerization activity
Source: RefSeq, a predicted model, not a curated record